UGGGUCGGCCAGACCGUCAGGGAGGGAUCUGCCCUGGACACUGGCACAUCGGACAGAGGCCGUGGCACACGGUCCUCACCCUCAUCCCCACCGUCUGUCACCGGGCACGGGCUCUGACAGCCAACCCGCUUCGUCUGCUCCGAACUCCGUGGGGCUUCCCGCGCCUGCCCUUGCUCCUCCGGCGGCCCUGCUGCCCCCAAGGCCCCUCGGCCACAGGUGGCUGCUUCCGGCCGUUGGCAGCCAUGAGGUCCCGGCUCCUGCUCUCCGUGGCCCGCCUGCCCACCAUCCGGGAGAGCCGGGAGGAGGUGCUGCCCGGGGGGCCCCGGCAGGACGCCCUGGCUUCCCCGAGCCUGGGUGAGCACAGGAGGUCCCUCUGCCAGCUGGCGCAGCCCGCCUCGGCGCUGACUGAGGCUGUGGCCGGGGCCCGGCCCGGCAGACGCCCCUGGCCAGCCCGGGCCGGCAGGAAGAGCGGCCCUCCCCGGUCCCUCCAGGACAUCACCACUCCCAUCAGCGGCCAGCAGCCCCCAGGCACCGCCGAGCCCCUGGGCUGGCUCUUCGGGCAGCCCCAGGAGGAGCAGCCACGGUGCAGGGGCCUGCCAAGGAGGACCAGUCCCUCUGCGGAGCCCUGGGGUCCUCAUAGACCGACGGAGAGCAGCGAGGCCGGGGCGUGCCCCAACGGGAAGCUCUAUGAUGCCAGGGCACCGGGGCGCUGUCCGGGGGGACGGUUAAGGGACUGGCACCAGGGCUCCCGGCACCCCAUCCCGGCCGCGGCCUCCCCGCCCAGCGCGCGCCCCGGCAGCGUCCUCAGAUCUCUCUGUUUGCACCUCCCGGUGAUCCAUGAACUCUGACCUCCCCAAUAAAGGCUCUGUGCAGAG
Messenger RNA from Pipistrellus kuhlii (Kuhl's pipistrelle), 875 nucleotides. It is a transcript of the gene DEPP1, whose product is annotated as DEPP1 autophagy regulator. The transcript is spliced from 2 exons. The record is from RefSeq and is a predicted model, not a curated record. Gene Ontology annotation, cellular component: mitochondrion. The coding region runs from base 243 to 848 and encodes 201 amino acids. NCBI's taxonomy places the organism in Eukaryota, Metazoa, Chordata, Mammalia, Chiroptera, Vespertilionidae. Gene Ontology annotation, biological process: regulation of autophagy.